Molecule: messenger RNA, 1196 nt
Organism: Hippocampus comes (tiger tail seahorse)
Lineage: Eukaryota; Metazoa; Chordata; Actinopteri; Syngnathiformes; Syngnathidae
Gene: rdh12l
Product: retinol dehydrogenase 12, like
Exons: 7
Coding region: 154-1050 (298 amino acids)
Source: RefSeq, a predicted model, not a curated record
UUGGCUCAAUUGUGAGUCGGUCAAGUGUAAGGACGCCACUUCUCCGUCGCGGGUUUUGGCGUUUAAAGUUGAUGACGGCGUUUUUAUAACUUUCUGCGUGAGUUUUUGCGAAUUAGUUGUUGUUUCUUUUCCUGCCGGCUUCCAGAAAGGACCAUGCAGUCUAUAAGGAACCUGUUCCGUGCUCCUUGGGCCAGCGACGUGAGGCUCGAGGGCAAAACUGUGCUCAUUACAGGGGCAAACACUGGCAUCGGCAAGGAGGCGGCGGCCGACCUGGCCACCAGAGGGGCCAAGGUGAUUAUGGCAUGCAGGGACAUGGAGAAAGCUCAGGUGGCCAUCAAAGAGGUUAAAGACCGGUCCCUUAAUGAAAACGUGGUGUGCAUGAAACUUGACCUUGCUGACACCAAAUCCAUCCGAGAGUUUGCGCAGGCCAUCAAUGAAGGGGAGUCCAAACUGAACAUCCUAAUCAACAACGCUGGCGUGAUGGUGUGUCCAUACAGCAAAACUGCCGAUGGUUUUGAGAUGCAGAUUGGAGUCAAUCACAUGGGUCACUUCCUGCUGACGUACCUCCUGCUGGAUCUCCUGAAGCGUUCAUCUCCCGCCCGCAUUGUGACGGUGUCCUCCAUGGCUCACUCUUGGGGCUCCAUAAACUUGGACGACAUCAACAGCGAGCGCGCCUACGACAAGAACAAAGCAUACGCGCAGAGCAAGCUGGCCAACGUCCUCUUCACGCGCUCCCUCGCCAAACGCUUGCAAGGCACGGGCGUGACGGCGUACUCGCUGCACCCGGGCGUGGUCCAGACGGACCUGUGGCGCCACCUGAACGGGCCUCAGCGCUUCGUGAUGAAGAUAGUCAGCCCCUUCACCAAGACGUCGGCGCAGGGCGCGCGCACCACUAUCUACUGCGCCGUGGAACCCGCGCUGGACCAGGAGAGCGGCGGCUAUUACAGUGACUGCGCCGCCGCCAACUGCUCGGCGGCGGGCAAGGAUGACGAGUUGGCGCAGAAGUUGUGGGAGCUCAGCUGUCGCAUGCUCAACAUCACGUGGGAUUGACUUCCGCGCGCACUUCCUGUUUCGCCGUCUUCCGAUUGUUUUAUAUUCGUAACUCGGCUUUUCUUGUUUGGAGUUGUCCUGUUGUUAUCGAGUUUGUACUGAAUGUUUUUGCUUCUAAUAAAUAUGGCACAUUGGUUUAACCUUCA